AUGGGAAGGGACUUGUUAGAUUUGUUCUCCAUGAACAAAUGGAGGUGUUCUUGGUCCCUGGCAGCGACAAUUGCGUCUGUGGUGGCAUUGGUUUCUGUAGUACAUUUGUUUUUGUUCCCUUUGACACCUACUUUCAAUUAUUUUAAGAUAGCUCAAGACUCUUGCAUCCCAGCUAAUCCAUCAGCAGAAUUUCCGAGCAAUUGUGAUAAGGAACAGCCUGCAGUUGAUUUCAAGCUUCAGUUUCCAGCUGAUUUGCACGGAGCAGCUGUUUAUCAGGGUGCACCAUGGAAGGCAGAAAUUGGCCAGUGGCUAGCUGGCUGUGAUUCUAUUAUUAAGGAAGUCAACAUAACUGAGGUGGAAAUAAUUGCAAAAAUGACUGCAGCGGCCAGGGGGUUUGCAAUCGAGAAUUGGGACAAUGUCGAUGUUUUCAUGGUUAUUCUGGACCUUAGGCGCUUUCAUCGUGCAUACCUUCAGCUCAAACAACCUGCUGUUGGAUUUACCCUCUUUUCUGGAGGGCAGGAUCCCAAAAGCUCAUUUUGGAGGAUUUUUUACAUGCCCUCACGUGUGCUCACAAGUGCAUUGCCUCUGCAGUAUUUGGAGCAUAGUUACAAGGAUUUCCACACUGGUACCAAAGCCUUGAAGGAUGAGAAUUGGAUUCAAGUCAUGAAUGAUGAGAUGAGUGCAUUGGAAAUUAUGCCAGGGAUGGAUGCACUGAAGAAUUGCAAUUGGAAUGCAACUACGAAGGAUCAUCAGAUCUACCAUUUGGGCGAUGGGUUGUCUCAAUUUGCCCUGCCAACUGUGACAAGACAAGAGCAAUGUGCUUCUGUGGAGAAGGCACAAAAUAUCCAAAUAGACCAUUGGCAGAGACAUGUGGUUUUCAAUUUAAGUAUUCCUCCAUCUGAACCUGAUGGUCCCAGACUAGUGAAUUGGUCAAGAGUUGACAAUGAUGUGUUCACAACUAAUAGUAGCAUACAGGGUUGGUGUAAUGUGGAUCCAGCUGAAGCAUAUGCUGGAAAGGCAAAAAUUAAAGAAGAAUGUGACUGCAAAUAUGAUGGUCUUUGGGGCCGACUUUGUGAAGUGCCUGUAGAAUCUGUUUGUAUUAAUCAAUGCUCUAGACAUGGCCACUGUCGUGGUGGAUUUUGUCAGUGUGAAAAUGGCUGGUAUGGAGUAGAUUGCAGCAUGCCAUCUGUUAUUUCUUCUAUAAGAGAGUGGCCUACUUGGCUUCGUCCUGCUCGGGUUGAUAUUGCUGACGAUGCUCAUUCCAAUGGAAAAAUAAUUAAUCUCAAUGCUGUGGUAGCAAAGAAAAGGCCUCUUAUAUAUAUUUAUGAUUUGCCCCCAGAGUUCAACAGCUUGCUACUUGAGGGACGCCAUUUUAAGUUAGAGUGUGUAAAUAGAAUUUAUGAUGGCAAUAAUGUAACAUUAUGGACAGAUCAAUUGUAUGGUGCCCAGAUGGCACUUUAUGAAAGUUUGUUAGCUAGUCCUCAUCGAACACUAAAUGGCGAAGAGGCAGACUUUUUCUUUGUUCCUGUUCUUGAUUCAUGUAUCAUAACUCGUGCUGAUGAUGCUCCCCACUUGAGUAUGCAGGACCAUAUGGGAUUGAGGAGCUUUCUCACUUUGGAAUAUUAUAAGAAGGCAUAUAGUCACAUUGUUGAGCAAUAUCCUUAUUGGAAUCACUCAUCAGGAAUGGACCACAUCUGGUUUUUUUCUUGGGAUGAAGGUGCUUGCUAUGCUCCUAAGGAGAUAUGGAACAGCAUGAUGUUAGUUCACUGGGGAAACACAAACUCAAAGCAUAAUCAUUCAACUACAGCCUAUUGGGCUGACAACUGGGAUAGAAUUCCGUCCAACAAAAGAGGCAUUCAUCCAUGUUUUGACCCUGACAAAGAUCUCGUGCUUCCUGCGUGGAAAGUUCCUGAUGCUAGUGUGUUGACUUCAAAACUUUGGGCUCGGUCCCAUGAGAACCGGAAGACUCUGUUCUAUUUCAAUGGGAAUUUAGGACCAGCGUACCCUCAUGGAAGACCAGAAGAUUCGUAUAGCAUGGGUAUCAGACAGAAGCUGGCAGAAGAGUUUGGAUCAAGUCCUAACAAGGAUGGAAAACUUGGGAAACAGCAUGCCAAAGACGUCAUUGUGACCCCCGAGCGUUCUGAAAACUAUCACAUGGAUCUAGCAAGUUCUGUUUUCUGCGGAGUGUUUCCUGGAGAUGGCUGGAGUGGUCGCAUGGAAGACAGUAUUUUGCAAGGAUGCAUUCCGGUGGUCAUUCAGGAUGGAAUUUUCCUACCAUACGAGAAUGUGCUCAACUAUGAUAGCUUUGCAGUUCGAAUAUCUGAAGAGGAAAUUCCAAACCUCAUAAACAUUCUUCGGGGAUUCAAUGAGACAGAAAUCAAAUUCAAGCUGGCAAAUGUUCAGAAAAUAUGGCAAAGAUUCUUAUACCGUGAUUCUGUUUUACUUGAAGCUGAAAGGCAAAAAACUACUCUUGGACAUGUUGAUGAUUGGGCAAUUGAAUUCUUAAAACUGACUGAGGAUGAUGUCUCCGCCACUUUAAUACAGGUUUUGCAUUACAAGUUGCAUAAUGACCCUUGGAGGAAACAAGUUCGCCACAACAAACAGUUUGGAUUACCUCACCAGUGUCUGGUAACCACCAGCUGA
Molecule: messenger RNA, 2643 nt
Organism: Sphenostylis stenocarpa
Lineage: Eukaryota; Viridiplantae; Streptophyta; Magnoliopsida; Fabales; Fabaceae
Source: the annotation of a GenBank genome assembly